GCUCUAGCCAGUAAAUUACAUUGGCGAUCCUUUACCUAUCACGGCAAACACUAGCGAAGGUGGCGAUGGAAGAAGAGUCGGCAGUCGUUAAAGACAAGCGAACGCGAGAGAGGAUCUCUGAAGCCAAGAUUAGAGCAAGGCCGGAGUUGAAAGGUGAGAAUGGAUGGAUGCGUUGCGGCUACUGGAACAGCUUCCCCCUCACACGGGACAGUUUUCACGAUAACUGUGAGCGAGUGAGUUACCUCGAGGUGGAUGAGAGUGCUUUUAUAGAGCGUUAUGAGAGGCCACGCCUCCCAGUGGUCAUCACGGAGUCACAGCUCGAGUGGCAGGCCAACAAGAAAUGGACUAUCGAACGUCUAACUCGCAAGUAUCGUAACCAGAAGUUCAAGUGUGGGGAGGACAACGAUGGCUACUCUGUCAAGAUGAAGAUGAAGUACUACUCAGUCUACAUGUGGGAAACAAAGGACGACUCACCUAUGUAUAUAUUUGACGGAACCUUUGGAGAGCACCCUAAGAAAUGUCGUCUCCUGGAAGACUACUUCCUUCCCAAGUACUUCAGAGAUGACUUGUUCAAGUAUGUGGGGGAGGCUAAGAGGCCGCCAUAUCGUUGGUUUGUGAUGGGACCCGCUCGCUCGGGCACUGGGAUACACAUCGACCCCCUCGGCACUAACGCUUGGAACGCCCUCUUGCAGGGACACAAGAGAUGGGCCCUCUUCCCCCCAUCCACUCCUAAAGAGCUACUGAAGGUACCCCCUGGUCUGGGGGGCCCUCAAAGAGACGAGGCCAUCACCUGGUUCUCUGUAGUCUACCCCCUGACUCAGCAACCAUCGUGGCCACCGGAAUUUAAACCAAUUGAGAUAUAUCAAUGUCCUGGUGAGACUGUCUUUGUGCCUGGGGGCUGGUGGCAUGUCGUCGUAAACCUUGACCUCACGAUUGCUGUGACUCAGAACUUUGUCUCUGUGACUAACUUCCCAGUUGUGUGGCAUAAGACUGUGCGAGGGCGACCCAAACUAUCCCAGAAGUGGUACAGAGCUCUCAAGGAACAUUGCCCUGAAGUAGCAGCAGUUGCAGACAGUGUUGACCUCACCCAGGACUCUGGUCUGCCCUCGAGUAGCUCCUCUGACUCUAGUAGCAGCAGCUCAUCAGACGAAGGCUCUGAGGGAGCGGAGUCUGACAGCUCUGAUGACUGUCACCGACGCAAGAAAAGGAAAACGGAGGACAGCCCCAAGGCAAGAAGCGAAGCAACCUCAUUGGACAGACUGACUGGCCAAUCAGAAUUGAUGCAGAACCGAUAAAACACCUGCCCCCUCACAAUCACGGACAUUAAUUGAACUUAAUUUCCCCGUUUUGUUUUUGUUCCAUUCAAACAAUCAUUACCCACACACACACAACACACACACACACAUAUCAAGAUGAUUAAUUUUUGCAUUUGUUAAG
Messenger RNA from Halichondria panicea, 1437 nucleotides. RefSeq names its product bifunctional arginine demethylase and lysyl-hydroxylase JMJD6-like. The record is from RefSeq and is a predicted model, not a curated record. Bases 66 to 1295 code for a protein of 409 amino acids. NCBI's taxonomy places the organism in Eukaryota, Metazoa, Porifera, Demospongiae, Suberitida, Halichondriidae. Gene Ontology annotation, cellular component: nucleus; cytoplasm. Gene Ontology annotation, molecular function: P-TEFb complex binding; histone H4R3 demethylase activity. The transcript has 8 exons. Gene Ontology annotation, biological process: phagocytosis.